Trichoderma virens Gv29-8 is the source of this 498-nucleotide messenger RNA. RefSeq lists its product as uncharacterized. The record is from RefSeq and is a predicted model, not a curated record. NCBI's taxonomy places the organism in Eukaryota, Fungi, Ascomycota, Sordariomycetes, Hypocreales, Hypocreaceae. The transcript is spliced from 3 exons. Gene Ontology annotation, molecular function: carbon-sulfur lyase activity. Bases 1 to 498 code for a protein of 165 amino acids.
AUGGGAUUCCCUGAUGUUAUUACGGGAGGAUGUCUUUGCGGCUCGGUCCGCUACUCCAUAUCUGCGUCUAGUGAGACCCCAUGGCCGCCUCAGUCAUCAGCUUGUCAAUGCACAAUGUGUCGAAAGUGGACGUCGUCCCUCAUUGCGCAAUUCAUCAUUGUGCUCCCGGACCAGCUGGAGCCGCCUUUACACACACAUGAAACAUACGACGAAUAUGAAUCAUCACCUGGCCGCUAUAGAGGAUUCUGCAAGCGGUGCGGAACCUCAUUGGUUUGGCGAUCCACAGAUGAUAGUAGCACCGUCGAUGUUUUCCUGGGGACCGUCGAUGAAAGGUGGCUUGUGCAUGAAGACGGCGGCAAGGUUGGUCAAGAGCUGGCUAGGCCCAAUGGGACACAAUUUUGGAUGGAGAACGCCAUUCCAGGAGUGACUGAUCUGCUGAAGGGAGGGAAAGAGUUUCUCAAAGAAGGGGAGGACGGGUGGGAGAGAAAGAGGGAAUAG